GAAAAAUAAAAACACAGAACAGACAGGACGUCGGGUUCGAAGAAUACCUGGUUGUCUAUGUCAAAUUCCUGCUAGAAAGAAAACUUUGGGAUUAAAAUUUUCUUUGGAUAAAAAAGUAACAGCAGCUGAGUUUUAGAUUUAAUUGCUGACAUGGAUAUUUCAGUUCCAUCGAGAUUUGCCUGUCUUAAAAUCGAAGAAGAUGAUUUCAGACCAAGCUCUAACAAUAAAAUUAAGAAAAAGUCCGACAGUAAACAACCCAAAAAGGCAUCCAACGGUAAUCAACCCUCUAAGAAAUUGGAGAAACUCGGUCACAGGGUGCCGUCGCAAACAGCAAAAAAGAGUAAAUCAAAAAAACCUGAGAAUGGAAAGCAGUGGGAGGAAUGGAAGAGAAGGGAUGACGAAUUAGUCAAUGAUAAUUUUGAGCAGCAGCUUCACUCUGCAAUAUUGCAGUCUAAAUUAGAUUUUGAAAGAGAGAAAAAGAACAUAGGAAAGAAUGACAUGGAAAGUCAAGUCAAAAAGAACAACAAAAAGGGAAAAACAAUGUCUCUGGAUCAGUUUCUGGAUCCCGGAGUUGAAAGCCAGCAAAGAGAGAAAAUGGAGAAAAUCAAGGUACAAGAAAAUGAUCGAGAUUUUUUCAAGGAAGUGGUGGAAACAGCCAGGCUAGAGAUUACAAAAGAGAAGGUUGAGGAAGGUAGGAAAAAACGUCAAGAACACUUCGAGGAAGUUAUUAGCUUGGCACAAUGCCAGGAAAAGCUUGAAAAGGAAAGGGAAAGAAGUUCAAUUCUCGGUAAGGAAUUAGAGGAGGCGAGAAAAGAAAUUGCUUUGGUUAAAAAGCGAAACACUACUUUAUGUAGUAUGCUAAGUCAGGGUGAAAUGAAAGACAAGGCGGCGGUACUGUUGGAGCUGGAGAAACUCACUGCAGUUAAAGAAGAAUUGACAGAGGAAGUGAGCCGACUUCACAAAUUGCUUGAACAAGAAAGAUCUAACAAAAUUACUGCUUCAGUUUCUGAAAAGAGUGAAAAAUCUGAUUACGCAAAGCACAAUAAAGACAAGACCAAGAAGAAGAAAAAUUAACACUGAUUUCUCUUGAGGUUCAUUCUCCAAAAGACUGUUUCAUUCCUUUUUUGCAUUAUUUUUUACACAGUUGUUUACAAUUUUAAAUUUUUUUCAUGCAUGAUUUUGCUAAGGUGUUUUUAAGUUGCAACUCAUUAUUUUAGGGACCCAUUUUUCCAUUGUGUUUCAGAAUAAGAAGUAAACGUCCCUUGUAAGGAACUGUUAUUAUUAGGCGCGCGCAUACAGUUAUUUUAUAUGUUUUUAUUUUCAUAUAUACUUAGGUUAGUUUUUCGCGGCCAACGUAACAUGCGAAUACUGUGGUUUGUGAAACGGGAAGAUCUGUUGUGUUUUUUGUUUAGUUAAUAAAAUUAUUUAUUACGGACUGUUUUGUGUAUAAAUAAAGGAGUC
Messenger RNA from Cylas formicarius (sweet potato weevil), 1461 nucleotides. RefSeq names its product G kinase-anchoring protein 1-like. Bases 151 to 1074 code for a protein of 307 amino acids. Gene Ontology annotation, biological process: signal transduction. The record is from RefSeq and is a predicted model, not a curated record. The transcript is spliced from 7 exons. NCBI's taxonomy places the organism in Eukaryota, Metazoa, Arthropoda, Insecta, Coleoptera, Brentidae. Gene Ontology annotation, cellular component: Golgi apparatus.